CAAAAAAAACCCUAACUCACUCUCUCAGCUCUCAGAGACUUUAAUCACUCGCUCUCUCUCUCAGCUCGGACGCAGGACGCAGGAUCUCGAACGCAGGGCGCACAACGGUCGACGGCCAAGAGCACAGCAGCAGAGGGCAGCGCCCUCACCUCUUCCUCUCGCACAGUCGCAUCUCGUCUUUCCUUUCCCGUGCAGCCGUGCUUCACUGCUCCUUCUUCCCCCUCGCCGUGCCCGUGGGUUGAUUCUUGAUUCAAUCUGACUGGUUACAGUCAUGUUUUUAUCAAGAGCAUUGGGAAGGACACUAUUAGCUGCUGCUAGGUCAGAGACUUCCGCCUCUUCUGCUGCAGCCGCGAACGCAGCCAGGGAAGGAUAUAACCCUCUUCAGGAGUUUUUUGAGGCAGAUAGGAGCCCAGAUGAUGACAAGCCUGUUGUAUAUGGUCGGGGUUGGAAGGCCUCUGAGCUGCGUCUAAAGUCUUGGGACGACCUUCACAAACUGUGGUUUGUGUUGUUAAAGGAGAAAAACAUGUUGAUGACUCAACGUCAGAUGCUUCAUGCGCAAAAUCUACGCUUUUCUAACCCAGAACGCAUCCCUAAGACCUGUUGGGCUUGCUUAUUACAAAAGUAGGUGGUUUUCUCAUUCCUCAGUGAAGGCAGAUUAUAGUCUCAAUCCUUUUAACUGGAGACCUGAUGGAUUUGCAUAUUACAAAAGUCGGUAACAAUCUCAUUUUGCGAUGAAGAUAGAUUGUUGUAGAAAUCCUUGUUAUGUGCACCAAAUUUUCCUCCAAAAUUCCAGCCACCAUGCUGCUAAUACAUAAUGUGUGGUGGACAUGGCUUGGUCUGUACGUGUAAGUUUGUUGGGCUUGCAAGGUAUAUUAUGGUUGGGAGAAUGACAGAGCGAAAGAGCUAAAUAAUCAACUCAUUCCUCUGAUAACUUCCCAAGCAAAAUAAUUGUUGGGAAUCUUACUAAAGGACAAUUGAUUCCUGUUAAUUUUAUUUGCAUAUGCUGAGAAAACUUGGGUAGUUCUCUGUUUUCCUAUAUGUCAUGGUACUUCUGUGAGAGUAAGGGAAAUUGCACUUUUGAAUA
This is a messenger RNA of Neltuma alba, 1084 nucleotides long. RefSeq names its product 39S ribosomal protein L47, mitochondrial. Gene Ontology annotation, molecular function: structural constituent of ribosome. The transcript has 4 exons. Bases 272 to 625 code for a protein of 117 amino acids. The record is from RefSeq and is a predicted model, not a curated record. Gene Ontology annotation, biological process: mitochondrial translation. NCBI's taxonomy places the organism in Eukaryota, Viridiplantae, Streptophyta, Magnoliopsida, Fabales, Fabaceae. Gene Ontology annotation, cellular component: mitochondrial large ribosomal subunit; mitochondrial ribosome.